Messenger RNA from Oncorhynchus masou masou (cherry salmon), 833 nucleotides. Its product is annotated as CD226 antigen-like. Gene Ontology annotation, cellular component: external side of plasma membrane. The record is from RefSeq and is a predicted model, not a curated record. The transcript is spliced from 5 exons. Lineage: Eukaryota; Metazoa; Chordata; Actinopteri; Salmoniformes; Salmonidae. Bases 10 to 546 code for a protein of 178 amino acids. Gene Ontology annotation, biological process: positive regulation of Fc receptor mediated stimulatory signaling pathway; cytokine production; positive regulation of mast cell activation.
AGGGCCAAGAUGGCUGUACAAAAGGACCACUGGUAUGCCAGGGCACUCCUCAUCCUUCUCUCUAGUCUCACAGUUUCUGUGCAGCAGACAGAUGGUGUAACCAAGGUGAAGCUGGAGGAGGGGAUGGUUCUAGAGUGUGUGUGUCCGUGGGAAGGGAGCCUCACCAUGGUCUCCUGGACCAAACUGAUCCGAUUCGAUAAGGUCCCCAUAGCCGUGUACCACCCUGAGUACGAGCUGUCCAUCUCCCAGUCCUACCAGACCAGAAUCCUAUUCCUGAAGACCACACCCAUGGACGGCACUAUCACCGUCACUAACGUCACCCAGGAGGACACUGGGCUUUACCACUGCUCUGUUCAAACCUUCCCCAGGGGAUCCUGGGCCAGAGAUAUAUUGGUGGAGGAGGAUGAUGCAGAUGAAGAUCCGGAAGAAAUGGACCUCCACACCAGAGAACCAAAACCUAGCCCAGAAAGAAGAAGAGGAGAGAGGAGUACAGGAUCAAAUUGCAUCCAGCUCGGAGACAGAACGUGCCUGUACAUGACAGGAUGAGGAAGGGGACCAAUCAGAGGGGAGAUAUGCCAGUGUAUGCCAACCUGCACACCAUACGUCCACACACCAAGAGGACGAAAUAGGGAGCAGUGCUGUGUUACACAACCCUGGCUGACCUCUGACCUCAGUGCUGUGUUACACACCCCUGUCUGACCUCUGACCUCAGUGCUGUGUUACAGACCCCUGUCUGACCUCUGACCUCAGUGCUGUGUUACAGACCCCUGUCUGACCUAAAGAUGUAUCAUUGAUGCAGAACUCAGUAACUCCCUAAGCAAACUGUCAUUAAA